CCCUACUUUGGUACAACAACGAAAACCCUUAUUCCCCUCUUUUGUGUUCUCUUUGUGAACCCUAGCUAGGUAGGAAUAGGAUCAAAGGAAAAUGGUGUUAGAGGAGGAGAUUGAAGUGUAUGAUGUGAGGCUAUCCUCAGUUGGGCCGGGGCGGGCCACCGGGUCGGACGUGUUCCACAGCCCGGGUGGGUUGGACUUGGCCAUGAAGCUUCACUACCUUAGAGUGGUUUACUUCUUUGAUAGUGAGGCUGCACAAGACCUAACCAUAAUGAAGAUCAAGGAUGCCAUGUUCACUUUGUUCAACCCUUACUUCAUCACCUGUGGCCGCUUCCGCCGAUCGGAAUCCGGUAGACCCUUCAUCAAGUGCAAUGAUUGUGGAGCAAGGUUCAUUGAAGCCAACUGCAACAAGACCCUUCAUCAAUGGCUAGCCACUCAGGAUUGGCCCUUGUACAAGUUCUUGGUCUCUCACCAAGUCAUUGGACCUGACCUUUCUUUUUCUCCUCCUGUUUUAUUGCAGGUCACUAAAUUCAAGUGCGGAGGUAUUUCAUUGGGCCUUAGCUGGGCCCAUGUGUUGGGGGACCCACUUUCAGCUUCAGAAUUCAUGAACUCUUGGGGCCAAGUAAUGAACAAUUUGGGCCCUAAAAAGCUUGAUAACAUCCCAAGACCUGUCCCAACAUCCGGACAACCCGGACCCGAAAAGGAUCCAGUUUCAGCGAAGCGGAUCGACCCGGUGAGUGAUCAUUGGAUCCCAGCCAACAACAACAAAAUGGACACAUUCUCCUUCCACCUCACUAGCUCCCAAAUGAACUACUUGCAAGCACAAAUUUGGGGUCCAAGUCUUGCCCAAACCCCUCCUUUUGAGUCCCUAUGUGCCAUGAUUUGGAGUUGCGUGGCCCGGGCUCGGCCAGGAUCCGAACCGAAAAUUGUGACCGUGUGUCGACCCGACCCGAACAAUAGGGCCAAUGACAUCAUUGGUAAUAACCAAAUGAUAUGCAAGGUUGAGGCUGGAAGUGAAUGUUGCAUUGUUGACACAAAUUUGAGUGUGUUGGCUAGCAUGCUUGCGGAUCAAGGUGUGGAUGAGAGGAAGCAAAUUGAGGAAGAAAUUGAAAGAGAUGAAGGUGUGAGUGACUUUUUUGUGUAUGGUGCCAAUUUGACAUUUCUAGACUUGGAAGAAACCAAUGUGUAUGGCUUGCAAUUGAAGGGACACAAACCAACAUUUGUUUACUACACCCUUCAAGGGGUUGGUGAUGAAGGUGCUGUUUUGGUGUAUCCUUGGCCAAAAGGUUCUACCAAGAAUAAUGGUGUUGAUGGCAAGUUUGUGACCAUGAUUUUGGCCGAGGAUGAAAUGGUGAAGGUUAAAUCUCAGCUCAAGCUGAAUGGUCUUCUGCUUGAGGGCAAUUAAUUUUUAAUGAGAUUAUUGAAUAUUUGUCAAAGAACAAAUUUCUUUUUAUUUUGUUUGUUUGGUUGUUAUUAACAUGGCGGAAAAUUAGCCUGUAGUACCUUUGUUUGUUGCUUUAGAGUCGUGCCUCACGUUAACCUUGGUGUGGCAUGGUCUCAUUGUUCUUCAUGCGUUGUUAUUAAAUAACUUA
Molecule: messenger RNA, 1589 nt
Organism: Cajanus cajan (pigeon pea)
Lineage: Eukaryota; Viridiplantae; Streptophyta; Magnoliopsida; Fabales; Fabaceae
Product: protein ECERIFERUM 26
Molecular function (GO): acyltransferase activity, transferring groups other than amino-acyl groups
Source: RefSeq, a predicted model, not a curated record